AACCUCAUAAGUCGUCCUAAAGUCAAAAUCAAGUUAAAUAGAGAGCUCUCUAUAUAAUAAUAAAAAUACCAAAUAAAUUAGUUCUGUGUUAAUAUCAAAACCUUUCUAAUUUGGACAAUAUAUUUAAAAUUCAAUUGAAGUGCAAUUUUCUGAAUUAAAAAUAUCAGCGGCUAUUUAUUAAAAAAUAAAAGGAUAACAAAUACCACACCAACAACAACAAAAACAAUAUUAAAGCGCGCAUACAACAAUGUUACUAUAUAGUGUUUAAAAAAAAAAAAAUAUGAAGAAACUAAAACAUGCAACCAACCCCCAAAUAUAAUAAUUUAAAAAAAUAUAUUUAAUUCAUAAUUAAUAAAAAAUUGAAAUAAAAACUAAAUUUAUUAUAAUAAAAAAAUAAUUUAUUUAAGUUAUUGAUAACAAUAAUAAUAACAAAAAAAAAAAAACUAUUAAUAAUAAAAUAUAUAAAAGUAGUGCACCAGAGAAAGGCCUUAUGAAAUAUGAAUAAAUGAAAUUAAAAUAAAAUUAAAAUAAAAAAAAAAUACAAGAACGCUACAAUUAAAAAAAAUAUAUAAUUUUUUAGCGAUCCCCACUAAUAUUGUAAUCUACUACAAAAUAUUAUUAUAUAAGCAUAUGUGUGCAGUUAAUAUAUACAUUAAUAACAACAUAAUUUUUGCCUUUAUAAAAAUUAAAAAAAAAAGUAUUGAAUUGUAUAUAUGAAACAUUUAAACUAAAAUUAAAAACAAAAACAAACGAAGCUUUAAAUUGUAAAAUAAAAUUAUAAAUUUAAUUAUAUAAAAAAAACUGAAAUAUUUUAAAUUUUAUUAAAAAAAAAACAAAAAAAAAAAUAAAAAAUUAUAUAAAUAUAUCGCCCGGAAACUCUUAACAAAUCUCCUUCAAAUCCUGAACCCGCCAGCGACGUUAUCACUUUACCCAUUAACUGUUUGUUUUUUCAUUUACAAAAAUAAUCUCAAUCGAAAAUUAUAUAAAAAAUAAAUUAAAUUUUUAGUCUGUUUAACUAUUAUAUUAUAUACGGAAAACAAAAACAAGAAAUAAAAAAAAUCACCAAAUUAUACACAAUCUCUCUUAAGUAAAUUAACAAAAAUUAAAUUAAAUAUUAAAGCAAAUAUUUAAAGAAAAUUCUAAAUAAAAAAUCAUUUAAUAAAACUAAAGAAAAACUCUUUAAAAUCAAAACUUUAGUAUAUAAGAAUUUAAUAAAGAACUCAUAAUAUAAUAUAUAGCAAUUAUAUAUAUAUAUAUAUAUAUAAAAGUAUAUAUUAAAUAAUUUUCCCCCCUUUUAAUAAAUUAUAAAUUACACAACAUCCUAUACAAACUAUAAAAAAUUAUUAAUAUACUACUGCAACUAAUAAUAUAUUAAAUAUACUAAAAACUAUUAUAUUAUUAUAAAAUUAAAAUUAUAAUAAUAAGAAAAAUAUUAUAAUUUAUUAAAAAACAAAAAAAAAAAAAAUAAUCAAUUAUGAUUGAUCCAAGUUCAAGUGAAGAGGAAAGUGAUGAAGAUCAUCAUCAAGCAAAAGGUGGUGGUGGUCGUGGUGGAUCAUCACAAAAUGCCACAUCACAAAAGACACAAAAAUCAUCAGCUACCGGUAGUAGUGGUGGUGGUUCAAAAAUUAUUGGUAAUUCAAUUGGACCACAAUUUGGACAAACUGGUCCUGGUAAUACCGGUAGUAUCGGUAAUUCAAUUGGUGAUCCUGGUAUUGGUGGUCCAGCUAGUGGUGGUACACCACAUCAUAUACCAGCUGGUGCUGUACCAGCAAUUGGUGGUAGCACUGGUCAACCAAUAUUGGCACCAUCAUUACAACAACAUAAAGAAUUUGGACAACAUUUACAUGCCGGUAGUGAUACAUCCGGUAGCCUUGAAGUGCCCAACAACGCAACAAUGCCCAGUGGUCUAUCACAGGAAACAUUAAGUCAAAGUGUCGGGUCAUCCAGAGCAAAUUCAUUACCUCGACCACAUUCACCUUCUCCGUCCGUAGCAAGCGAUAAGAAUGAGGGUGAUAUACAGGAAAAGCAUGAACGUGAAGAAGAAGAACGUAAACGACGUAUUCAACUGUACGUUUUUGUAUCCCGUUGUGUAUCAUACCCAUUUAAUGCUAAACAACCGACAGAUAUGACAAAAAGACAAAUAAAAAUAACAAAACACCAAUUAGAAGCUAUAACUUCCAGAUUUCAGGCGUUCCUUAAGGGUGAAACCCAAAUAAUGGCCGAUGAAGCAUUUCAAAAUGCUGUUCAAAGUUAUCAUGAUGUAUUUUUAAAAUCAGAACGUGUUACAAAAAUGGUACAAUCCGGUGCAUGUUCUCAACAUGAUUUUAGAGAAGUAUUUCGCAAUAAUAUAGAAAAACGUGUUAGAUCACUACCAGAAAUUGAUGGUUUAAGUAAAGAAACUGUUUUAACAUCAUGGAUGGCCAAAUUUGAUUGUAUAUUAAAAGGCACUGGUGACGAAGACACCAAACGUCCUUCUAGAAUGCAACAAUCAUUAAAUAGUGAAUUAAUAUUAUCAAAGGAGCAAUUAUAUGAUAUGUUUCAACAGAUUUUAGGUGUUAAAAAAUUUGAACACCAAAUUUUAUUUAAUGCCUUAAUGCUUGAUUCAGCUGAUGAACAAGCAGCAGCAAUACGUCGCGAAUUAGAUGGUAGAAUGCAACGUGUUAGUGAAAUGGAAAAAAAUCGUAAAUUAAUGCCAAAAUUUGUAUUAAAAGAAAUGGAAUCACUUUAUAUUGAAGAAUUAAAAUCAUCAAUUAAUUUAUUAAUGGCUAAUUUAGAAUCAUUACCAGUAUCAAAAGGCUCAAUGGAUUCAAAAUAUGGAUUACAAAAGCUGAAACGUUAUAAUCACAGGUGUAAUUCAUUAAUGAAAGUUUGCACUCCGUCGUUUCUGAAAAUGAUUUUAAGAUCACAAGGAUCAUUAGCAAAAUUAGAUGGUGAUUCAGCUGAUAAUGAUACCCAAUUAUCAAAAUUAGAUGUUGUAUUAACUUUUCAAUUGGAAGUAAUUGUUAUGGAAGUAAAAGGUUUAAAAUCAUUAGCACCAAAUCGUAUCGUUUAUUGUACGAUGGAAGUUGAAAAUGGUGAAAAAUUACAAACAGAUCAAGCUGAAGCAUCAAAACCAAUGUGGGAUACACAAGGCGAUUUUACAACAACACAUCCGUUACCAGUUGUUAAAGUUAAAUUAUAUACAGAAAAUCCUGGAAUGUUAGCUUUAGAAGAUAAGGAAUUAGGAAAAGUAAUAUUAAGACCAACACCACUUUCUUCGAAGUCACCAGAAUGGCAUCGAAUGACUGUACCAAAAAAUCUUCCAGAUCAAGAUUUACGAAUAAAAAUAGCAUGUAGAAUGGAUAAACCAUUAAAUAUGAAACAUUGUGGUCAUUUAUUUGCAAUCGGAAAAUCAGUAUGGAAGAAAUGGAAAAAACGUUAUUUUGUAUUAGUUCAAGUUUCACAAUAUACUUUUGCAAUGUGUAGUUAUAAAGAAAAAAAGUCUGAACCAUCAGAAAUGAUGCAAUUAGAUGGAUAUACAGUUGAUUAUAUCGAAGCGGCUAGUGCGAACUUAAUGUUUGGAAUUGAUUUAGAAGGUGGUCGAUAUUUUUUUAAUGCAGUUAGAGAAGGCGAUAGCAUAUUAUUUGCGUGUGAUGAUGAAAAUGAAUGUAGCUUAUGGGUGAUGGCUAUGUAUCGUGCUACUGGUCAAUCACAUAAACCUACACCGCCUGUAACACAAGAUAAAAAUUCGACAAUGUCAAAAAUUCAAGGAGACGCUGAUAAAGCACGAAAACAUGGUAUGGAAGAUUUUAUAAGUGCCGAUCCCUGUACUUUUGAUCAUGCUUCUCUUUUUAAGACUUUACAAAAUUUAACACUCGAAUAUCGUCUAAAUGAUCCUUAUGCAUCACUGGGUUGGUUUAGUCCCGGUCAAGUUUUUGUUUUGGAUGAAUAUUGUGCACGUUAUGGUGUUAGAGGUUGUUAUAGACAUUUAUGUUAUUUAUCAGAUCUAUUAGAUCGGGCUGAAAAAAAUCUAAUGAUAGAUCCAACUUUAAUACAUUAUUCGUUUGCGUUUUGUGCAAGCCAUGUACAUGGGAAUAGGCCUGAUGGUGUUGGUAGUAUAACACAUGAAGAAAAAGAAAAAUUUCAAGAAAUUAAAGAACGUCUUCGUGUUUUAUUGGAAUAUCAAAUAACAAAUUUUCGUUUCUGUUUUCCAUUUGGUAGACCAGAAGGUGCUUUAAAAGCAACAUUAUCAUUAUUAGAACGUGUAUUAAUGAAAGAUAUAGUAACACCUGUACCACCUGAAGAAGUUAGAUCAAUGAUUAAAAAAAGUUUAGAAACAGCAGCUUUAGUAAAUUAUACACGAUUAUCAUCUGAAGCAAAAAUUGAAGAGGAUCUUCGAGGUGAAAUAAUUGUUCCACCAGCAAAAAAAUUAGAAGAUUUAAUACAUUUAGCUGAAUUAUGUGUUGAUUUAUUACAACAAAAUGAAGAACAUUAUGCUGAGUUAAAAAAAUGUGAUCCAGCAUAUCAAGAAAAAGCAAAUAAAGCGAAUGAGCAGGGUGGUGGAACUGGUGGUGGUGAUUCAAAUGCUAAAACUGGUGAUGGUACUACUGGUGGUAAUACAAAUGAUCCAAAUAAUCAAACAGGUGGUGGUGGUGAUAAACAAAAUGUACAAAAUGGUGGUGAUGGCAGUGGGAGUGGUGAUGCUGCUGGUACUGGCGAUACACAAAAUAAUGCUAAAAAUGGUAGUAAUGUUGUAAGUAGCGCAAGUGGUGUUGUUGCAACAGUUACAAGUGCUGCUAGCGCACUACUAUCAGCAUCAACAAAUGAAAAUAAAAGCGGUGGUUCAUCAAAAGAUAAAAAAGAUAAAAAGAAUGAAGGAGAAAAAUCACCGGCACCAUAUCGCUAUUGUAUGCCAACGCAUGCCGUCUACACUGCCCCUGUUCCAACGGCAUUUGCAUGGUUCAGUGACUUGCUUGUAGAACAUGCGGAAAUAUUUUGGUCAUUAUUUGCUGUUGAUAUGGAUCGUGUUUUGUCGGAACAACCACCAGAUACAUGGGAUUCAUUCCCAUUAUUCCAAAUAUUAAAUGAUUAUCUAAGAACUGAUGAUAAUUUGAAAAAUGGAAGAUUUCAUCAACACUUGCGUGAUACAUUUGCUCCUCUUGUAGUUAGAUAUGUUGAUUUGAUGGAAUCAUCGAUAGCACAAUCAAUACAUAAAGGUUUUGAAAAAGAACGAUGGGAAAGCAAAGGAAAUGGUUGUGCAACAUCUGAAGAUCUAUUUUGGAAAUUAGAUGCCUUACAAUCAUUUAUACGUGAUUUACAUUGGCCAGAUGCUGAAUUUCGCCAGCAUUUGGAGCAACGCCUUAAAUUAAUGGCAUGUGAAAUGAUUGAAUCAUGUAUUCAACGUACUGAUUCAGCAUUUCAAUCAUGGGCGAAAAAGGGAAUUGCAUUCAUAUCGACUGAUUAUAUUAUACCAUCUGAAAUGUGUACCAUGACAAAUGUGAUAUUAGAUGCUAAAAAUCAAAGUUUUAAACUUUGUACUGUAGAUGGUGUUGAUGUGUACAAAUAUCAUGCCAAAGUUGACGAUCAAAUUGAUAAAACCCUAGCGAAUAUGAACCAAGGUUUAAUUGGUAAAUUAAUGUCUGUAUUAGAGGCCUCAUUAUCAAAAUUAUCACGUUAUGAUGAGGGUAGUUUAAUUGGUUCAAUAUUAAGUUUUACGAAUGUAUCAGGUUCGGGUAAAGAUUUAGGCCAAGGUUAUGUUAAUUUUGCUAGAAAUAAUAUGGAUCAAAUACGUGGUAAAAUUAGCGAUGAUUUAUGGAUUAUUAAUUUCUUUGAAGUUUGGUAUACACAACAAAUAAACAUGCUAUGUAAUUGGUUAUCAGAACGUUUGGAUCAUUCAUUGCAUUUUUAUCAAUGCACAUGUCUAUCACAUAUUGUUAAGAAAAUAUAUUCGGAUUUUGAACUCCAAGGUGUUAUUGAUGAAAAAUUAAAUUCAAAAGCGUAUCAAACUGUUGCACAAAGAAUGGCAACUGAAGAAGCAACUUGUGCUUUAACAAUGCCAGAUCAAGAUGGUGAAGAAAAUUUGGAAGGAAUAGAAGAAGGUGAAGAAGGUGCUGCACCAAAACCAAAACCGACUGCUGCAACCGCAUUGCCAUUACCAAUUGGUGAGGACGGCAAUGUUGUCACCAAUAUUAGUAAUGUUACAAAUAUGGUAGCUGGUCGGGUUGGUAAUUUAUUUGGCAAAGGAAUCGGUGGUCUUAGCUCAAAACUCGGAGGAGGCGGCUGGUUCUAACAAUAUGCUUAUUUUAUAUAUAAUAUAAUAUACUAUAAAUAUAUAUAAAUAUAUAUAACAAUAAUAAUAAUAAAUUUUUUCAAAAUAAUUUAAAUUAAAACUUGAUAAUGUAUAAAAACAAAAAAUUAAAAUAUAUAUAUAUAUAAAUUAGAAAAAAAAUAAUAAUUAAAAAACAAAAAAAACCAAAAAAAAAGAAACGCAACUACACACAUAUAAAAUAUAAAUUUACAUAAUUAAUAUAUAUGCAUAUAUAUUAUAAUAUAUAUGUAAUAUAUAUGAAUGUAUAUUUAUGUAUAUGUAUAUACAUAUAAAAAUAUAUAAUAAAAAACAAUAAACAUAAUUAUAAUAUAAAAACACAAAUU
Messenger RNA from Condylostylus longicornis, 6630 nucleotides. It is a transcript of the gene Cadps, whose product is annotated as calcium-dependent secretion activator. Lineage: Eukaryota; Metazoa; Arthropoda; Insecta; Diptera; Dolichopodidae. Bases 1475 to 6268 code for a protein of 1597 amino acids. The record is from RefSeq and is a predicted model, not a curated record. Gene Ontology annotation, biological process: synaptic vesicle exocytosis; dense core granule exocytosis. The transcript is spliced from 26 exons.